AUGGGGAAAAGGGCACUGGAAGAGAGGAACCUUGGGCUCAUAGACCCGUUUGCCAGAUGGCUGCAGCAGGUGCAAUUCAAGACGCCGCUGCUGAGGGUGAAGUCGCAGUUCACAUCGCCUAGGACGAACUAUGUGCUGCUGACGGACAUGGGGCAGAAGGCGAAGAAGACGGAGCCUGUGAGGAUAUGGGCGAAGGUGCAGAAGGUCACGGAGGACACAGUUGGUAUCGAGGUUGUUGACUCUACUGUGGGCACGAGGUAUGUCCUCAGAUGCAGUAGUGACGACUUGGUGACUGUGCAGAGCGUGCUGAAGAUGGACGACCCGGUGCUUCAGGCGAUGGGGCUAGAGAAGGAGCACAUUGAGACCAGGGGCAUGCUGAGCAUGUCAUUCCGGUAUAGGUUUGUUGAAGAUGGAGUAAUACGCGAUACCAUCUCGGAGAGGAUGCCCUGCGAGCCUGCCAGAUCGGCCACUUCGAGCACUGAAGGGGAGGAUGAGGAUACUGAGGAUACUGAGGAUGAUGAGGAUGAUGAGGAUGAAGAGACCGUCGUUCUGUUAAGGGACGACACGGAUACACAGCAUAAUCACAGUGAGGGUGUUGCGUGCAAUUCAAGGCCACUGCCCACGAUACAGACCGAGAGUCCGUCCAUCCAGAAUGAGCCGACGAGAAGUGACGACAACAACAAGAAUAGCAACAACACUAAUGGCACGAACGCAUCGAAUGCAAUGCCAGCGUCUGAGCCAACUGACCAUUCUUUGAGGCUGAGUAACGACCAACUACAACAGAGACUGGUCACGUCUAUGGGGGAAAUACAAGCAUUGCAGUUACAGCUGAUUGUUCUUAGAUACUGCUUGGAGGAUCAAAGGAUACGUGGUUCUCAGAAUGAUACUCAUAACCAAUCAGAACAACCACAGGGAAGCGGGAGUUUUAGCAUCCAAAACUUUGUCCUGCGUAAGAUCAUAUCCAAAACUUCAAAUGGAAUACUGUACGCAGUUGAACAUGCAAGAACAGGUGGCUGCUACACUAUCAAAGAGAUUAGUAACCAAAUCGGAGCAAUUGAUACAGAUUACAGAGGACAGGCUUUGGGGAGAGAGCUGAAAGUGCUGAUGGAUUUGAGAAACAGUGGCAACACCAGUCCAAAUUUACUCCAAACCUAUGAUAUCAUCUUCGAACCUACACCCCUACGAAACACAUGCUACAUCCUUUCUCAACCAGUUGCAUUGUCAUUUGAAGAAUUCCUGGAUACGAUAAAGGAGCACAUAAGGCCAGAGAAUACGCAGUUAUUUGCUACAGCAGCGUAUCAAGUCCUAUCAGGAUUGAAUUUCUUCUUAGCACACACAGGCUGUAUUCAUGGCAAUUUAGGUCUGAACAACAUUCUGAUAUCAACUGAUAACCAAAUUCUGAUUUCAUCCUUUGACCACGCCGUCGCAAGGGACAAACUCAUGCAUUAUUCGUUGUUCUUGGAUGACCAAAGAAACCUGAAAUACAAGCAUAGCUGUAUUCUUGAAGCUAGACGAUCAGAUAGCUUGGUCGUUUCAGGGGUCAACCUUGAUAUUUACUCACUUGGAUUAAUACUCUAUCGAUUACUGUCACAUAACGACCUUUACGAAGAUUCAGAUGAUUUACAGCAGAGGUUCGGAAAGAGACUAACUCCAAGACCGACUGAGAUGUUAGUGUCGUUUUUUAUGAACUUCAACACUUAUGACAAUAUACUAGCAUGGCCAUGGAUGAACGCACACAAGGCUCCAACUCUAGGGGAAGCACUGCAAAAUAUGACAGGUAACCAAGGUACAGUUUGA
Molecule: messenger RNA, 1797 nt
Organism: Williopsis jadinii
Lineage: Eukaryota; Fungi; Ascomycota; Saccharomycetes; Phaffomycetales; Wickerhamomycetaceae
Product: kinase-like protein
Exons: 1
Coding region: 1-1797 (598 amino acids)
Biological process (GO): protein phosphorylation
Cellular component (GO): cytoplasm
Molecular function (GO): ATP binding; protein serine/threonine kinase activity
Source: RefSeq, a predicted model, not a curated record